This is a messenger RNA of Neurospora tetraspora, 1515 nucleotides long. RefSeq lists its product as uncharacterized. NCBI's taxonomy places the organism in Eukaryota, Fungi, Ascomycota, Sordariomycetes, Sordariales, Sordariaceae. The transcript is spliced from 2 exons. The record is from RefSeq and is a predicted model, not a curated record. The coding region runs from base 1 to 1515 and encodes 504 amino acids. Gene Ontology annotation, cellular component: membrane. Gene Ontology annotation, molecular function: glycosyltransferase activity.
AUGCCGCACCCAUCACAACACCCCGUCGUCAUCGGCGACCCGGAUCUAAAAGUCAAGAUCAUGGAGUUUGAGAACGAAGACGACUUUCUGCUCCAGCAGCGACGAAGCCCCACCCUACGACACAGAAUGCGGGCGCUACUCCGUCGAAUGCGAUACGGUCCGUUCGGAAGACUGCGUAACAUGCUGUUCUUCCUCGGGAUCCUCCUCAUCUUUGGCUGGAUCAUGCUCCCAUACGACAACGUUGUCCGGCUAGGCAUCCGAUUCAAUGUCAAGAAAUUCCAACAUUACCUCAACUCACACCCCGUCGAGAACUGGCUAUUUGCGCCACCAGCAUACCCAGUCGAUCUGGGCACAGACACUGUCGUCAUCGUCAAGACCGGAUACGGCACGCGCAUACGAGCAAACGCCUGGUUCGAAGCUCUCAGCGCCUCCAACGAGUUCCGCGACUUCCUCGUUAUCGCCGACUAUGCCUCCAAGCCAGGCCAAGAGGCCAAUAACCACGGCACGCCUCUGCCGAUACACAACGUUGUCAACCAGACCUUGAGCUCCUUGGGACCAGCCGCCAGCUUGUCGAACCCACGAGUCGCAAAAUACCUUCGAUUUGCCGAAGCGAUAGAGAAUGGGGAGGAAGAAGCAGACCAGCUCGCCAAGUCCACAGGAUGGGAGAUUGAUGCGCUCAAGUUCAUCUCUGGCCUCGAACUCGCCUACUCCAAGUUCCCCAACAAGAAGUGGUACCUCCUCGUCGACGAUGACACUUACCUCGUCCAACCAUCGUUAAAACCCCUCCUUGCCCACCUCGACUCCGAGGUCCCAUACUACAUCGGCAACGCAGUCGGCGACUUCCGCAUCCGCUUCGCCCACGGCGGCUCCGGCAUCAUCUUAUCACAAGGCGCCAUGUCCUCCCUCAUUCUCGAUAACCCCCACGCCGUGCGCACCGCUCACCUCGAAUCCCUGUCGGAAACCUGGGGCGACCGUCUUCUAGCCAGGACGCUGAUAAGAGCCGGGGUGUAUCUGGACGAGGAGUACAGCCAUUUGUUCAGCGGCGAACCGCCACGGUGGACCAAGAUUCGCCCAGACAGGUUCUGCUGUCCUAUCAUCACGUUUCACGGGCUGGGACAACCAGAGAAGAUGCACCGGGCUGGCGAGAGCUUCAGGAAUGUGAGCAAGCCGCUACUGUGGAGCGAUAUUUGGGAUGUGUAUGGAAUGUCGAGGCCUUGGAGGCAGAGUACCUUGACGAGCGAUCAACUGGCGAAGCCGAUAGAAUAUGCGAAUUGGGAUCAUGCGGGGGGUAGUGGUGGGGAGGUGGCGGUGGUCGAGGGGGUUGAGAAGGCGGGAGAGUGUGGGAAGAAGUGCUAUGAGAGGGGGAGCGAGUGCAUGGCUUGGACGUGGGAGGAGGAGACGAGGAGGUGUCAUUUGAGUCCGUGGAUGAUAGUAGGAGAAAAGGUGGAGGGGAAGGUGAGCGGACCGAAUGGGAAGCUGGCCAGGGAGUUGGAGAUGGGUUGUUUGAAGUAUUAG